Messenger RNA from Engraulis encrasicolus (European anchovy), 3313 nucleotides. RefSeq lists its product as uncharacterized. Gene Ontology annotation, biological process: neutrophil migration. Bases 46 to 3267 code for a protein of 1073 amino acids. Gene Ontology annotation, cellular component: apical plasma membrane; cell surface. Lineage: Eukaryota; Metazoa; Chordata; Actinopteri; Clupeiformes; Engraulidae. The record is from RefSeq and is a predicted model, not a curated record. The transcript has 18 exons.
GUUAUAGGUGUUACUGAUAUUCUUCACAGAUUUUUUGUCGGCAGAAUGGGGCACUACCACACUAUAUGGUGUGUGUUGUCUUUGAUGGCCCUAGUAAAUACAGUGACGACCAGCGUGAGCAUCCAUGUUGAUGACCCCUGCGAGAGCUACACUGUGCUGGAUGACUCCUGGAGGGCCACCAACUUCACUGAGUCCUUCGAUAAGUGUGACCGUGAUGUCACAUGGCGUGGCUGGUACCGGCUGAUGUAUAAAGGACAGAACAUUCGGAUGGCCGAGUACUGUGUGCCCCUGAGAGCAUGUGGUACAGAAGCCCCCUUGUGGAUGGACGGAGCCCACCCUGGCCUACAAGACGGCAUAGUUACUCGUACCAUAUGCAAGUCAGAUUACCUUGGCUGUUGUUCUGCCAGUGAGAGACAAACUCCCAUUCAAGUCAAAGCAUGUCCUGGAAACUUUUAUGUCUACCAGUUGGUGCCAUCAAAUGGUUGUAAUAAUGCUUACUGCACAGAUGUGAACACGAUAUCCAUGGAUGUUGGCACCAAUUCUCCAUCAGGCCCCGUUGAUGACCCGUGUAAAAGGUAUACUGUGCUGGAUGAGCCCUGGAGAGGCACCAACAACUCUGAACACCUCAAUAGCUGGGAUGGAAACACCAUGUGGUAUGGCUGGUACCGAAUGAUGUACAAUGGGAAGGAUGUUCGGAUGCCAGAAUCCCGUCUGUGUGGUGGAUGUGGCACUGACUCCCCAUUAUGGAUAAAAGAGACCCACCCGAGCCUCCAAGAUGGGAUAGUCACACGUCACAUUUGUGAGGGAUGCAAGUCUGACCAAUGUUCUGGAAGGCAGCCUCCCAUUAAAGUGAAAGCAUGCCCUGCAAACUUUUAUGUUUACCAGUUUGUCCCUCCAACGUAUGGUUCAAGUGCCUAUUGUGCAGAUGUAACGACCAUAUCCGUGGCUACUGAUACUGUACCUCCAAAUACAAUUGAUUUUGACCCGUGUCAUGAUUAUACUGUGCUGGAUGAGCCUUGGAGGGCUACCAACUACACUGCCGACCUCAGUCAUUGUGAUCAUGAUGUCCCAUGGCAUGGCUGGUACAGGCUGAUGUACAAUGGGCAGAACAUAUGGAUGCCUGACUUUUGUGUACCUUCGGGUAGAUGUGGCUCAUCUUCCACCCUGUGGUUAGCUGGCACCCACCCCGGCCUACAGGAAGGGAUAGUUACUCGGGACAUAUGCAAAUCAGAAGGUCCUGUCUGUUGUGCUGAGAAACUACCUCCAAUUCAAGUGAAAGCGUGCCCUGGAAACUUUUAUGUUUAUCAGUUUGCUCGUCCAAGGGGUUGUAACCAUGCCUACUGUGCAGAUGUGAACACCAUAUCCAUGGACAUUCCAGCUCCUGUUGUUGACCCAUGUGAAAGGUAUGCUGUGCUGGAUGAACCCUGGAGGGCAACCAACAACACUGAAACCCUCAAUAAAUUUGAUGGAAAAAUCAUUUGGUAUGGCUGGUACCGAAUGAUGUAUUAUGGGAAAAACAUUCGUAUGCCAGAGUCCUGUGUGUGGAGCGGAUGUGGCGCUGCGCUCCCCUUGUGGAUAAAUGAGACCCACCCUAGCCUACAAGAUGGGAUAGUGACACGCCACAUUUGUGAUGACCAUAGCUGUUCUAGGCAACCUCCCAUUAAAGUUAAAGCAUGCCCAGGAAACUUUUAUGUGUACCAAUUUGUUCCUCCCAAGUAUGGCUCCAGUGCUUACUGUGCAGAUGUGAAGACCAUAUCCAGUCCUACUGAUAGUGUACCCUCUGAACCAACAGUUCCAGAUUUUGACCCCUGUCAUGACUACAUAGAGGUGGAUGAACCUUGGAGGGACACCAACUACGACUUGAGUACUAGUCAUUGUGACACUCGAAUCAGAUGGAAGGGCUGGUUCAGAUUCUUCCACUAUGGGCAGAGCAUACGCAUGCUUGACUACUGCAUGUCCUCAGCUACCUGUGGCACCUCUGGGCAGCUAUGGAUGAAUGGUACCCAUCCUGAACUGCAAGAGGGGAUAGUCACCCGCACAAUAUGUCAAUCCAGCUCGUUUAGUGGCUGCUGUGGAGUGACGCACCCUUCAGUUCAAGUCAAAGCAUGUCCUGGACACUACUAUGUUUACAGGAUCUCCCAUACAAACGGCUGCUAUUUUGCUUUCUGCACAGAUGUGAACACCAUACCCACUUAUACCAGCACAACACCGACAGCAGUUCCCACACAGACAGUUCCAACCAACCCUUGCCACAACCUGCAUUGCACAGAAGAUGAAGUAUGCGGAGAAGUACGAGGACUCUUUGGUUGUUUGUGCAAAGACAACCAUCACAGACCAAACCCAGAUUCAUUUGGUUUGAUUGCAACUUGCCACAACAGCUCUGGGUCGAUAUCUCUGUCUCGUUGCCUUCUCUUUGAGGCUGGGUUUUCUGUGGACAUCUUGCACCUCAGCAAUCCAGACUGCAAAGGCACAGUUCGAGAUGGACAAGUAGAGUUCCACUUCAACAAUGAUGACCAAAAAUGUGGAACUCAACUUAAGGCCAAUAAAACACACUUCCUCUACGAGAACUCUAUUCAGGGGAAAGUGGACUCUGCAGAUGGUCUAAGUAUCAGCAGAGAGAGAACGCUGAAGCUGCAAUUCGCCUGUGAAUAUCCGCUUAGACAAAAUGCUUCCAUGGGUGCGGCUAUCCAUGCUGUAACAAGUAUCACACAGCUGAAGUUUCCGCCAGGAAAGGGAACAUACCAAAUCCGGAUGAUUCCGUAUAAGGAUGCCGACUUCACUGAGCUGUUCGAUGGGGCCGUGGCACAGACGUCUGAUGAGGAGAUCUACAUAUCUGUGGAUGUGGAGGGAGUGGACAGCCGGCAGUUCUCCAGUGUGCUGGACCUCUGCUGGGCCACACCCACCAAUAACUCCACCUCCUCCAUCACCUGGAGCCUCAUCACCAAACAGUGUGCAAACCCAGAAGACGGGACGGUGGAGGUCUUGCGAAAUGGGGAGUCCACAAGCAGCCGUUUCUCCUUCAGGAUGUUUACUUUUAAUGGGCACCCUCCUCAGCUGUACCUUCACUGCAGCCUGCACCUCUGCCUUCUGGAGGGCAACAGCUGUGCUCCGAACUGUCAAUCCGGGCAUCAUCAAAGAGUGCAGAGAUCUACCGACAUAAAGGAAACUAUGACUGUUUCUGUUGGCCCACUGAGUUCCUCCUCGAAGGACAUGGAUGUGGUGGAUCUUCUGGCUCCAUGGGCAAAGCGAUUCCGUCCUAAGGUGUGAACACCUUUAAAUAGGGGAGUUACUCCGAACAGAGCUAUACCGUCAA